This is a messenger RNA of Halichondria panicea, 2698 nucleotides long. Its product is annotated as serine/threonine-protein kinase Chk2-like. The transcript has 18 exons. Gene Ontology annotation, biological process: protein phosphorylation. The record is from RefSeq and is a predicted model, not a curated record. NCBI's taxonomy places the organism in Eukaryota, Metazoa, Porifera, Demospongiae, Suberitida, Halichondriidae. Bases 11 to 2500 code for a protein of 829 amino acids. Gene Ontology annotation, molecular function: protein binding; oxidoreductase activity; ATP binding.
UGCUACUUUGAUGAUCAUUGCCAAUCAAGAAUUCAUUCGCAAAACAUGCAAAAUGCUUUGUUUAGCCGAUCUGGAAGCCCAUGCUAAGGAGGUACUCGACAGAAAUGCCUGGGGAUACUAUUCUUCAGGAGCAGAUGCUGAACAAACACUCGAGGACAACCAAGAAGCAUUCAGCAGGUAUCGUCUCCGUCCCAGAGUGCUAGUUGAUGUGUCCAAAGUUGACACCCAGGUGGAGCUAUUUGGAGGAUGGGCAGAGUUCCCGAUAUGUGUAGCACCCACAGCCAUGCAGAAAAUGGCUCACAUUGAUGGGGAGAUUGCUAAUGCUAAAGCUUGCUCUAAGUUGGGAACUUGUAUGACUCUCAGCUCGUGGUCUACUGCGUCCAUCGAAGAGGUUGCUCGGGCUACCGGAGACACUGGAUUGAGAUGGUUUCAACUGUAUGUAUACCGUGAUAGAGCCCUCACAAAGUCUCUGGUUCAAAGAGCAGAAAAAGCCGGCUAUAAAGCUCUUGUUCUUACAGUGGACACUCCUGUACUAGGUCGAAGAUUGGCUGAUGUUGAAAAUCGAUUCACCCUACCUCCCUAUCUAAAACUAGCAAAUUUCUCUGCUUUUCAGUCAUCCAAUCUCCAAACUGACAAGCAGGACUCUGGUUUACAUUUGUACACUCAAUCGUUGAUUGACCCAACUCUGAGUUGGGAGACAGUGGAUUGGUUGCGAGGUAUCACUUCUUUACCGAUCGUGUUGAAGGGUAUUGUGACCAGAGAAGAUGCAGAGGAAGCACUCAGACACAAUGUACAGGGGAUAAUAGUGUCCAACCACGGAGCUAGGCAGUUGGAUGGUGUCCCUGCCACUAUUGAUGCCCUCCCUGAGGUGGUGGAGGCUGUGGGGGGGCGGCUGGAUGUCUUCCUGGACGGUGGUGUGAGACACGGCACUGAUGUAUUUAAAGCGCUGGCUAUGGGAGCCAGAGCUGUGUUCAUAGGUAGGCCCAUCUUGUGGGGACUGGCCUAUGACGGACAGGCUGGAGUGGAGAGAGUCCUGGAACUUCUCAAAGAUGAGCUCCAGAGGACAAUGAAACUAACAGACAUGGUGAAAGAUGAGUACACUUUUGGAAGGGGUGAGGAAUGUGACUAUUGCUUUGAGACCCACGGUAAGUCAAACUCUCACUACCAACAGUUGAGCAAGACACACUUCAGGAUCUUUAGGGAGAAAGAGAAAAAUAAUCCUUCUAAGUAUAUCGUUUUUGUGGAAGAUAAAAGCACUAAUGGGACGUUUCUAAAAGGAGAAAAAAUUGGCAAGAAUAAGAAGCAAGUGGUGAACAGUGAUGAUGAACUUGCUCUAGCACUAAAGAAGAAUAAAGCUUUUAUCUUUAAUGACUGCGCUGUCACCUCAACCUCAGACUCUUUACCACAAGAACUCACAGAGAAAUACACAAUGUCGAAACAACUAGGCAGAGGUGCGUGUGGUGAGGUGAAGCUAGUAUUUGAAAAAGAGACGUGUAUGAAGUACGCUGUCAAGAUAAUUAAUAAAAAUACCUUUUCUGUCGGGCCGCUGGGUAGAUCAGUGAAAGAUGAAGUCAAGAUACUCCAAGCCUUAAAGCAUCCGUGUGUGAUCCACAUAGAGGACGUGAUCGACAGUCCGAAUGCACUCUACAUCGUACUGGAAUUGGCGGAGGGCGGUGAAUUGUUUGAAAAAGUGAUAGAGUGUGGCACGUUUAGCGAGCCCCUAGCCAAGCUAUACUUUUACCAGCUGAUAUCUUCUGUCAAGUACCUCCAUGACCAGGGAAUAACUCAUAGAGACCUUAAACCUGAAAAUGUGCUUCUUGCCAACGAUGAUGACGAGACGUUGAUUAAAGUGACCGACUUUGGCCUGUCAAAAUUUGUGGGAGAAAAUUCUCUCAUGCAGACACUGUGUGGUACCCCUAGCUACCUAGCCCCUGAGGUGCUGCAGACAGCUGGCACUGGCGGAUACACCAAGGAAGUGGACUGUUGGAGUGUGGGUGUCAUCCUCUACAUCAUGUUGGGAGGCUACUCUCCUUUCUCAGACGAUAAGUACACUUUACACGAUCAAAUCUGCCAAGGUCGCUAUUCUUUCCCUGAUAAGUUCUGGAAGAAAGUCUCGAAAGAUGGCAUUGACAUGAUCAAGCGAUUACUGACGCUCGAUCCCAAAUCUCGUAUCACAAGUGCAGCUGCUCUUGAGCACCCCUGGCUACAGGAUGAAGAGAUUAUUGCCAAGGCUGAGAAGCUAAUGAGCCGUUGUAACUUCAAACCCAAUGCUAAACCCUCUAGCAUGUGUCCACCAGCUCUUCCUGCGACUCGAAAGAGGUCUGCUCCGAACAGUGAUGAUGAGGGUGUAGCUAAACCAGCCAAGCGAGCCACUGUGGACACUCUUUCCCCAACAGAAGAAGCACCCUCCACCACCGAGCUAUGUGCUGAGUCAGUGAAUAGACUUAAUAAGAACAAAUCUAGUGAUAGUACUUGCUCAGUUACAUCUAAUGAACGUUAAAAGUUAAUAAUUUUAUACAGACAAUCAAUAAACUUUGAACUCUAAUGCAGAAUAGCGCAUGCGCAUCAAGUUUCACAACCACCACGUGUGAGCUACUAGUGAAGAACAUCUCUUGUGUGUUUGUGUUAUAGUGUUUGAAUUGUAAAGCCGGAGUACAGUUGUUUGAGUACUGAGAUGGCACCAGGCGUUUCUAAACAG